Saprolegnia diclina VS20 is the source of this 1255-nucleotide messenger RNA. RefSeq lists its product as hypothetical. The coding region runs from base 37 to 1041 and encodes 334 amino acids. NCBI's taxonomy places the organism in Eukaryota, Oomycota, Saprolegniomycetes, Saprolegniales, Saprolegniaceae. The record is from RefSeq and is a predicted model, not a curated record. Gene Ontology annotation, biological process: methylation. The transcript is spliced from 3 exons. Gene Ontology annotation, molecular function: methyltransferase activity.
CGGAUACCGUGGCGCCAUUCAGUGGCACAAACAGACAUGAACGAGCGUUUGGCCGUGGUGCACGUGGAGGUGACGCAAGUCGACCGGUUCCGCACCCGAAUCAGCGCUCUGGAGGGCGUUACCGUCGCCUCUGUCGCACCGCCGCUUCUCUACGUGCGCUAUCCAGCAGCCCAGUGGCCGAUUCUCCAGGAUAUCUGCUGCGCUGGCCGCAUCGCCGCCCACCGCGUGUACCAUGUCGACGCGACGUGCCGGGACCCUGGCUGGAUUCUAUACAGCGCAGCAAUGCUAUCGACGCGCAGUGAAACCUUUCGAGUGAUUGCGUACCCGAGCUCGCUCCAAACGGGUCUCGUCGCCCUCCUCGCCGAGCACGGGAUCGCGACCGACCCGAAGCGCUACACGCACGAGCUGCACGCGGUUCAUGACGCCACCGUCUUUCGCUUUGGCGUCGUGCCGCGCCGAGUCGUUGCGGAAGCUCCGCUGGCGGACGACGUGCCGUGCCGGGCCUACCACAAACUUGCUGAAGCGCUUCUCGACCAGACGCCGUUUCCGACAGGCUACCGAGCGAUCGACAUUGGCGCGUCACCGGGUGGCUGGACCGAGUUCUUGUCGUCGGCGGGAGCGACCGUCGUUGCUGUGGACCCCGGCGAGCUCAUUGUGACGCACCCGAACGUACUGCAUGUACCACUGCUUCUCGAACACGCGCUCGACCAGAUCUCGGCCAUGGACAAGUUUCACGUGUGCGUUUGUGACAUCAAUAUUCGCCCGCAGCUCAUGGCCUCGCUGAUUGCGUCGGUGGCGCCGCACUUACAUCCGCACGCAAUUGUCGUGCUAACGCUCAAGCUCAGCAAACGCCCGACCGACGCCGCCGUCGACCAAGCGAUCCGCGACGUCUGCCACGUCCUCGGCGACGAGUUUGAGCACUUUCGCAUUGAGUGGCUUCAUGCCAACACGAUCAACGAGCGCACGCUCUUUGCCCUAUGGAUUUGCGUGACCAAGCGACGCGCCAGUACCUUGCGCUUAGUACACUCUCGCCGCUGGUGAGAGCUCGGCUGUCGCGACCAGGCUCUCCGAGUGCUCGCUGUGCAAGGCAACAACGCAGCGGCAAUACGUGGACUAGUGUCCAAGAUAGACCAACGAGAGCGACAGUCGACCGGGAACAGUUGCAAGCUCUCCUGUAAAGCGUCAUGUGUUGUAGAUAUCCCCGUGAUAUGUCACCAUCAAUGCUGGUGAUGUGCAUGACCCAUGCCGUCGGCUG